Molecule: messenger RNA, 2390 nt
Organism: Neogale vison (American mink)
Lineage: Eukaryota; Metazoa; Chordata; Mammalia; Carnivora; Mustelidae
Gene: SNX6
Product: sorting nexin 6
Exons: 14
Coding region: 75-1295 (406 amino acids)
Biological process (GO): intracellular protein transport
Cellular component (GO): endosome
Molecular function (GO): phosphatidylinositol binding; dynactin binding
Source: RefSeq, a predicted model, not a curated record
CUCCCGCUGCUGCCGGCUCCCUCCGGCCCCGCGGUGCGGUGCGCGCGUGCGCUGGCCCUCGCCUCGGAGCAGCCAUGAUGGAAGGCCUGGACGACGGCCCCGACUUCCUCUCGGAGGAGGACCGCGGACUUAAAGCAAUAAAUGUAGAUCUUCAGAGUGAUGCUGCUCUGCAAGUGGACAUUUCUGAUGCUCUUAGUGAAAGAGAUAAAGUAAAAUUCACUGUUCACACAAAGAGUUCAUUGCCAAAUUUUAAACAAAAUGAGUUUUCUGUUGUUCGACAACAUGAGGAAUUUAUCUGGCUUCAUGAUUCCUUCAUUGAAAAUGAAGACUAUGCGGGUUACAUUAUCCCACCAGCACCACCAAGACCUGAUUUUGAUGCUUCAAGGGAAAAACUUCAGAAGCUGGGAGAAGGAGAAGGGUCCAUGACAAAGGAAGAGUUCACAAAGAUGAAACAGGAACUGGAAGCUGAGUAUUUGGCAAUAUUCAAGAAGACUGUUGCAAUGCAUGAAGUGUUCCUAUGUCGUGUGGCAGCACAUCCUAUUUUGAGAAAAGAUUUAAAUUUUCAUGUCUUCUUGGAAUAUAAUCAAGAUCUGAGUGUGAGAGGAAAAAAUAAAAAAGAGAAACUUGAAGAUUUCUUUAAAAACAUGGUAAAAUCAGCAGAUGGAGUAAUUGUUUCAGGAGUAAAGGAUGUAGAUGAUUUCUUUGAGCAUGAACGAACAUUCCUUUUAGAAUAUCAUAACCGAGUUAAGGAUGCAUCUGCUAAAUCUGAUAGGAUGACAAGAUCCCACAAAAGUGCUGCAGAUGAUUACAAUAGAAUUGGUUCUUCAUUAUAUGCUUUAGGAACUCAGGAUUCUACAGAUAUAUGCAAGUUUUUUCUCAAAGUUUCAGAACUGUUUGAUAAAACAAGAAAAAUAGAAGCACGAGUGUCUGCUGAUGAAGACCUCAAACUUUCCGACCUUUUAAAAUAUUACUUAAGGGAAUCUCAAGCUGCUAAGGAUCUCCUCUAUCGAAGAUCUAGGUCACUAGUGGAUUAUGAAAAUGCUAAUAAAGCACUGGAUAAAGCAAGAGCAAAAAAUAAAGAUGUUCUGCAGGCUGAAACCUCCCAACAAUUAUGUUGUCAGAAAUUUGAAAAAAUAUCUGAAUCUGCAAAACAAGAACUUAUAGAUUUUAAGACAAGAAGAGUUGCUGCAUUCAGAAAAAAUUUAGUGGAACUGGCAGAGUUAGAACUGAAGCAUGCAAAGGGUAACCUACAGUUGCUGCAGAACUGCUUGGCAGUGUUAAAUGGAGACACAUAAGCCACACUCCACCUUCGGUUAAAAAGGGCUGCCUUCCUUCAGAUUUUAUUUUUGUUUUCUUAAUGAUAUUAAGCAUUUACUGCUCACUGGGAACAAAAGAAACAGCUGACAAAGUGCAUCUACUCUCUUUUUUUCUGAGAAACCACGGAGCGGUGCCGUCCAUGGGCUCUGCCAGUGUGUGCGGUGGGACGCCGCACCCCUGCACCUGUGUGCUCCCUGCGACAGCUGUCCCUCACCGUGCGCGCCUCCUCUCCCGAAGCCCAAAGUUCAGUCUUGUUUUAAGUAGCCUCUGUAACUGUGUUUAUUUUAUGAAUAGUAUUCCUUAUGGCUGCCAGUCUUUCUUACUUUUAAGUACUUUCUGAAGUUUAACCCUUUUAAAAUUACAUUGCUCAAACGAGAUAAAGAUUGCCAUUACCUUUUUUUGAAUUUUGUUUUUAAAAAACAUUGUAUACCACCUUAGCUCAUUCAUGUAUCCUGGUAAAGCAUCUUAAUCAGACUUAUUUUUAAUUAAUGAACAUUUCUUAGAAGUUUGGGGACAGAUUUUAUGUAAUCCUUUAUAAGUAUGAUUUCUGAUGAAAAGCAAAUGCAUUAGUAUGUUUGCCUUAAACUUGUAGACUAAACCAACUAUUAUCAAAUAAACAGUGAUAACAGUGAUAGUUUUUAACUCUGUGGUCAUUGUAUCACUCUAAAAUUUGGAGUAGCUAUAAUAAAUCUACUCCUUUAUUAUGCUUUACAGUGUAGGUCUUCGUUUUUCGUUUUUCUUUUUUUAAACAGCAUAUUGAACCAAGUUCACCAGUCCCUUUACAAAAGAAUGAACUGCUUCUCUGUGUGCGUUUAGCCUUUCAUAGAAGCUGGACCUGGGCAGAGGCAGGUUAGAAGCAGACAUUUCUAAAAUACAGGAGCAGACCGAAUGGUCUAUUACAGUUUCCUGACGUCCAUCUCUAGCUCAGCCAGUGAACCAUGGAUGUGCCAAUGAGCCCACUGAUUGUUACGCUGGUGUAUAAGUUGGUGUGUGGAGAGAAAGAGUGCUGUAGAGAACAGCAUUUGUUGGUGGGGGAGAAAUUGGAAUUUUUGAAAUAAAGUGGGUACAAAAGA